Molecule: messenger RNA, 11741 nt
Organism: Nasonia vitripennis (jewel wasp)
Lineage: Eukaryota; Metazoa; Arthropoda; Insecta; Hymenoptera; Pteromalidae
Gene: Tusp
Product: tubby-related protein 4
Exons: 17
Coding region: 520-4731 (1403 amino acids)
Molecular function (GO): protein binding
Source: RefSeq, a predicted model, not a curated record
CUCAGUAGACACGAGGCACUCGCCGGAGCAGCUCGACCCCGUAGACGCAGCACCUACGCAUAUACGCAUAUAGUAUAGCUAUACAUACGUGUGUUGUACAGGGGGGAGAGAGAGAGAGAGAGAGAAAGCUCGCAACAUGGCGGCGGCGCAGUGCUGCGGAUCAUCCAGCAGCAGCAGCAGCAGCAGCUCGGAGGAGUCGCCGCCGCGACGAGGAGGAGUAGCCGGGCGACCGAGGCCCUGAGCGGACGCGCGAGUGCUCGGAUCGAUGACGACGACGAUGAGACUGGCCAACGUGCGCUCUUGUUGUUGUUGUUGUUGUUGUGGUCGUUGUUACUUCGCGGAGAUUCCGAGGACGCUCGAGUAGUGCUGCGUACACUCACCACGUACCGCUACGAGGAGGCGAGAGGGAACUGCACCGGUUUUCAUGGGCGGACGGAGGCGCGAACGCAGGCUUCUGCUCCUGUCAACGUCGAGGCGGUCGAGGGGACGAAGAGUAGCGGCAGUAGUGUGGCCGGCAAGAUGCACCUGUACUUCGAGAGGAACGCCAAUGCCAAGUGCGACUGCAACAUUUUGUCGCUCAGCUGGAUGGGCAAGCUGCCGGACGAGCUGCAAGAGGACGAGAGCUGGAAGCUGUACCGGAGAAAGUACUACCAGGAGGGAUGGCUGGCGACGGGGAACGCGCGAGGCCUCGUCGGCGUGACCUUCACCACGUCGCACUGCCGGACGAGGGCGCCCGAACUCCCGCUCAGGGCUAACUACAACCUGCGCGGUCACAGGAGCGAGGUAAUACUCGUAAAGUGGAACGAGCCUUAUCAGAAGCUCGCCUCCUGCGACAGCACCGGCGUCAUUUUCGUCUGGAUCAAGUACGACGGCCGAUGGAGCAUCGAGCUUAUCAACGACAGAAGCACGCCGGUCACGCAUUUCUCCUGGUCUCACGAUGGACGCAUGGCCCUCAUAUGCUACAAGGACGGCUUCGUGCUGGUGGGCAGCGUGGCGGGCCAACGGUACUGGUCCUCCAUGUUGAACCACAAGGCGGUGAUAACGUGCGGCAUCUGGACACCGGACGACCAGCAGGUGUACUUCGGUACGACGGCCGGACAGCUCAUUGUCAUGGACGUGCACGGGGCUAUGGUUUCCGAGGUUCAACUCGGUGCUGGAGUGACGUCGAUGGCCUGGUCCGCGGAGAAGUUCAAGCUGGAAGAGGACGAGGACGAGGAUAACGAGGAGGACAAUCAGGAGGACGACGACCGGGAUGACGAGGACGAAGAUCAUCCCAAUACCGGCGGCGGUAACAGCAACGGCGCCUCCUCCGCUUCGGCCAACGCGCGUAACUACGUGCUGGCGGUAUGUCUGGCCGACGGCAACGUCGUGCUGCUGCGCUCCUUCGACGACGUCUCGCCCGUGACCAUAUGCACCGGUCUGAAGCCGCCGCUACACGCCGAGUGGAGCAACUCCAGGAAGGUCCUGGCCAUCGCCGGCAUCAAGGACCAGGAGCAGCAGUACCAAGGAGCUUCUGGCAAUGGAACGACUAGUUUGGAGUACACGAAUCUGCUCAAGUUUUACUCGGACGCCGGGACGCUCAUUUACACCAUUGCCAUACCUUAUACGCAGAGUCCGGUGACUGCGAUGACGUGGGGUCACAACGAUAGGAGGCUUUUCGUGGCCACCGGAGCGCACGUCCACGCCGCUUGGGUCUCCAGGGGUGUCGGCUCGCUGCAGUUGCUCUCGCGGCUGGCGCUGAAGGCCGCGCUGUCCAAGGAAUCGAGCGUGCAACAGCUGCCUCUACCGCCCCGACUCAAGGCCCUCGUCUCCGGACUCUUCGCCAGCACCAUUCGCUGCUGCAUCCCAGAGCCCCGCGAGCUGCGUCGCUUCGUUUCCCGGCCACCCCCCCUGGGUGGUCGACUGCACUGCACGAUGCUCCGCAAUCCAGGCGAGCCGCCGCACAGCUACACCCUCUACGUCGAGUAUCUGGGCGGUCUGGUGCCUCUGCUCAAAGGUCGUCGCACCAGCAAGAUCCGGCCCGAGUUCGUCAUUUUCGACCCCGAGACCGGCCACUGCAACGCCCAGAACGGCUACGAUUCCAGCUCGAAUCACUCGUUCGGCUCCGCCUCGCCCACCGCCAACGGUAACGUCACCACCACGACGAUGGCUCUGAGCAGCGAAAGGAUGCAGCCGUCCUGCAGCGACGACUCGGACAACGACAGGGAUAACGCGGUUGAGCUGUGCGGAGGCUCGCCGAGAUUCAGGAGGAAGAACAGGAAGAAGUGCAGGACCUUGUACGAGAGGAGAGGAAACUGCAACGGGGACGACGACGAUGCGAGCUACGUCGAUACUUUGCCCGAGAAUGCGAGGCUCGUCGAAGUUACCUCGAACAUUUGGGGCACGAAAUUCAAGUUCCACGGACUGGCAGACUCCGUCCCGGCGAAUCUCGGUCGCGUGACGUACCGACCUUCCCUACUGCAUCUGCAACCCAGACAGAUGACGCUCGUGAUCACGGAGCUCAGAGACGACCUACCAGCAGGUCCAGACCCGAGCUUCAAUCCGAACCUAUUCUCGGAGGACGAGGACGAGACGACCCAAUCCGAGAACGUGAACCCUCAGCAAGCACAACAAGCCCUCCCUCGAGGCUACCUACCCACAUCCCGCUACUGUAUGGAGCUGAACCAACAACUCCAGCACCAACAACAGCAACCACCGCCUAUCGCGCCAAUGACGCCUCGGGCUACGCGAGCCUCGAGCCGACCCAAGCAACAACCACCACCGCCUCCACCCAGUGCCGCCGAAGCUCGUACCGCAGGACCCGACGCCUUUGAUGACGAGUACUCGCCGUACGACUAUCACUUCGCCCAUCAGCAGCACCACAUGGAGCACUCGGUAAUGAACUAUUGCGAGACCGUCAGAGCCGGGGGGCAUCAUCAUCAUAGACCGACCUAUGCGCCCAGGUGCUGUGACGUGCCCGCGCCUCAGUCGCCGAAGAACGCGGUCGCACCCACGCAGACGCUCAUCGCUACGUCCAGUCCUGGUGCUACUCUGGGCGAAUACGCGAGUAACGUGCAGCGGAUGAAAACGGCCUUGGCCGACCAGCAAGCUAGCAACUUAGUCAUGAAGGAGCUCGUGUACGCGCUCGGUCCGUCCGGAGAGGACAAGUUUUCACUAAACGCCGGUGGACCACCGAAUCCUGGUUGCAUGCAGUCCUCCGCGCCACGAGCUUACGCUUUCGCUAAUGGCGCUGCGGCCGAGUGCAACAGCAUCCUCCAUUCAAGGAACAGUUUUAAUAACGCGUCGAGCAAACAGGGAAACACGUCUCCGGUAACUUCGGCUUCUGCUCUACUUACGAGAAAUGCAAGCACUGCUGGAGCUACUAAUACUGCUGCUGCUACUGGGGCCGUAACUAAUACCGCUGCUGCAGUUGCUGCUUCUAGUAGUAACGGAACGAGCGCGGCCAGCGAGGAGGAGGAACUAAGGAAUGACGUGCCUGCAUUGAAAAAUCAGUUUCAGUUUCAGGCAGUUCAUCGGACGCCGACGGUUGUAAGCAUAGGUCCGACUCAGGUCUCGGCUAACUCGAUAGUGCGCAGCUGUAGCGUUGGCUACCUUGAUCUCGUUGAUGCUCAGAUCGUGCCCUGUGACGUUGCACUCAAUAUGCUACGUAAGGAUGCCCCCAAUAAACGACUCUUCCUCAUCUCUAGAAAAAAUAAACGUAGAAGGCGUUGCAGUAAGGAUAACUCUGGAAAGGAGAACGGUAAUAGUAGCGUAGUGGUUCACCGAACGACGCGACCUCGACUAAGUGAUUGCGGCAAGUCGCGUAGCUUGGACUCGAGUGAACUCUUUCCCUCAACUGAACAGAUAAUAGGACUACCAGAGCACGUGGAAGAGGUAGCCUCGACAAGUACGCAAAUGGAGGAUGGUUGCACAGAAGCCGAGCAGAACGAAUUGAAUGUGCGAAAGGAAGCUUCGGACUCGCUCGAAUCGCAGAGAAUUAAGGAAACGAUCGAGGCUCUGUCAAGAGCUGCUCAAGAGCAGCAAAAAGAACAGUUGCCUAGUGUCAAGCCGGGGCCAUUCGAGCCAUCCUGUUUGUCGCCUAUCAAAGGAUCUAGUGUGAGUACGUCAGUAGCAUCAUCCCUCGACGGUUUAGCUUCGAGACUAGACGGUCUAGCUGUAAAACUCGGAGACUAUGAAGAUUGCCACUCACUUCCUCCACCAUCACCGCGCCCGACAACAAGGUUGCCGAGAAGUUCACCGAGUAGUCCUGCGCCUUCGAAGAAAGGCAAAAGGCCGGCCUCCGCUUCUCCGAUUAGAAGAAGACUAUUAUCGAGUCCAUUGUUAAACAGAAAGGCUCGAAAAAAUCGUAAUGAAAGUUCAGAUGAAGAAGGAUUAAUGGACGAUAUAUCUAAUUAUCGCGAUCUUGAGACGUUCCAGAAGGCUCAACUUCGACAAAAGUUAAGGCAAAGAGGAGGUAGUUUCGGCUAUGAAUCCGAGGCGACUAGACGAGAAAUAAUAAUGCACAAUAAGGCACCAAUGUGGAACGAAGCUAAUCAAGUUUACCAGUUAGACUUUGGUGGCAGAGUUACUCAAGAAAGCGCUAAAAACUUUCAAAUUGAGUUUAGGGGAAAUCAGGUUAUGCAAUUCGGGAGAAUACAAGGAAACGCUUAUACCCUAGACUUUCAGUAUCCUUUCAGCGCAAUCCAAGCCUUUGCUGUUGCUCUGGCAAGUGUUACGCAAAGGCUCAAGUAAAAAGUGUAAAUUUUGCAUUAAGCUUACAUAUGCAUACUCUGACAGAUAUACAUACAUACAAGUAUUUUUUUAAAUUAAAUGUGUACACAUAAAUCUUGUAUUAUCUGUCUUUUUGAGAAUUUCAGCAUGACACUGAGAGGAGCCGCGUUUCUAACUAAUUAAUUAGAUUUGUUUUAUUUUGUUAAUUAGACUCGUUUUGACGCUGCGAUAUUAUUCAUAACGAAGUAUUAGUUAUACUAUAUAUUAUAUGUAUCUUUAUAAUUAAGCAAUUUCUACAGUUCAUUCAAUACUAUUAGAUUUGUUAAAUUUUUAUAAAACAGUUAAUAACGGACUUAGUUUGGGACAAAUUGUUUAAAAAUUUUGUCGACUUAAUCAACCGGUUCUCUCAGUGUACACAGUUAAAAAUAAAAAAAACAAUGCACAUUUUUAUUGCUGCUUUUGAAAGAGAGUUGACAACAUAUUUUACUGUCAGGGUUUUGUUUUUUCACGAUAUAGUCAUAUAAGUAUUAUUGUACUUUAUGAUAUUUAUGAUAGCGUAUACUGGCUGAACGAGGCCUUGUCUAAACUCAUCGACAAAUUUGCAAAAUUAGGUAGUAACACGAUUUAUUUUUAUAUUUUAGUGGAUAUUGCAAAUCGAUCGUAUCGUUAAAUAGUCUAUUCCUUCAUUGUCACGAAAAGUGCGGAGUAAAAGCAGGUACAUCAAUAAAACUCAAGAAGAUUGACAUAGAAAAAAUAACUCUACACGAGUUUAUUUCAGCAUAAAAGUUGUGUGUUACUACCUAGUCGUAAACGAGAAUUUUUAUGCAAAGACGAAAACAAAACGUGAAUUGCGAGGCUCCGUUAACUAUAAUGAGAUACGAAAGCGAUGCAUGCGCGCAUUGCCUUGUGUAUAUAAAACGACGAUUUCAAAAUAACGGCGAAAAUGAGCGGAGUUCAAGGUUUCACACGAACCUUUCGUUGAGAUGCUUUGAUCCACGUAACCGUCCAAGACGUUUAAUUUGACCCCGUUUAAGCGUAUUAAGCGAACUAUCGGUAAGCGCCAAGCGAGAUAUAUAUUUGUAUAGUUUGUUAGCCCUUGACUUGAUACAUAAUAGUAUUAUUAUUGAUUAUAAUAGCGAAAUUUUCGUACUAAUAUAUAGGAUAUGUAUUGUAUUAUCUAUUUGUGAGCUCCACUCGUGCGCGAUUAAAGUUUUCGCUUUUACAUGCGGUUCAUACGAUAUGCCUACUUGUUAUAAUAUCUUGUGCGUGUACAUAUUUGGUAAAAAGUAAAAAAAUGGAAAAAAAACCAGGAAGAAUUAGGCGAUGGUAAGGAAAAGUAAACAAUGCGCGAGUGUGAGCAUUUUGGUUGUUCGAUGAACUUAGACUCUAUUCAACGCUGAAGCACGAGCUUCGUUGGGGAUAUCACUCACUUAAAAUUGUCUAAAACCAAUAUUUUUAAUUUUAAAGUAUGCAUAUAUUUUAUUGUAGCAUAAAGUACAAGAUGUUAUUUUUUAUUAACUGUCUCUCUGACUAAUAUUCUAAAGAAAGAUUAUAAUAUACGUAAUGAUGUACAACUAUGAUGAAUUAUGAAAGUUAACUGUUUCAUUCUUUGACAUAAACUUAAGAAAAAUAAAAAUUGGUUGCAGACCAUUUUAAGACGUCCCUAAUAUAAACCAUCCGGCCUGAACUGCUUGCUUCGAAAAAAUUAAAGGAAAAAAUAAAAGUAAACAUUACACUGAUCUAACCAAACUCAUACAAGCAAGAAUUUGAUGAUGAGCCUUAAAUCAGUUGUCAGCAGAAAUGACCUAAGGAUUUGAAUAAUAAAUUAAAACACUGCGAGUGUUUUCUCUGUUGAAGCGAGUUAUGAAAUUGUGGGAUAAAAAAUAUAAUGAGGCAUAUAUACGCAUAGACGAGUGGAACAAGAAGAAGCAGCAGCACGUUUUGUACGAAAGUAACUCAAGUUAACUAGUCUAUUAUAUCUAAGCGCUCUAAAUCCUUAAGCCUAAUUAGUGUUAUGUUUUUCUGUUUCAUUGUUAAUUGUUACGUUGUUCAUCAAUUCUGUUUAUCAUCGUUUAUCCCCGGAGUUCUGUGCAAUAUAGAAUUUUCAUAGAUAUUGCUUGAUUAAAACAAAGUAAGCAUAAAAUAAAAAUAAAAAUAAUGCAAAUAUGAUGUGGAUUUUCGUGACUGACGUAUUGUAUAUGUAAUAAACGUGUACGAUGUAUAUGGCAUCUAUAUGCGACUUUACAAGUUCUAUAAUCAAUUGUACCAUUGUUGUUUUUAUUACGGGAGGGCAUUGUUAUUUAUUUAGUUUUGCCGCAAGAAUAACGAAAAUUAUUCUAGAUAUAUGUGCAAUACAAUUUUGUUACUGAGUAUGCAUUUAACAAACGUCGACUAAUAUUUGUAAAUAAAAAAGUAAAAGAAAAAAAUCUGCUUUGACAUAUUUAUUCAUCAGACCUUACCUUCUGAUAUAAAUCACAUAUAAAGUAUUUUUAAAUAUUUAUAAAUAGAUUUAAAAAAUAUGUAAAUUUUACAAGUCUCAAUCAUAAUUAUUAUGAACUAGUAAAAAUUAUAAUAAAUCAAAAAAUUAAAUACCCAAUGUUAUUUUAACUAUACAAAUUUUGAAUUUUUAUAAUAUAACAAAAUGCGUGUACAAAUAUUUUACUAUUAAUAUUAGCAAAUAAAAAAAUCUUGAGGUAUACCCAUUCUCAACGAAAAUCCAAAAGUCGGCCAGUCUAACUGCCAUAAGUGGUCGAAUCUCGUUUCCAAGAAAAAAUGCCAAAAAAGCAACAAGAGGAAACACCUUAUACCUGAAAUAGAAAGAAUUAAAAAAAAAGUUAAUAUACAAUAUACAUAUUGCAAAUAAAUCAUCUAUUGUACUAUUUGUGGAUAGAUAUUGAACCUGUUCGCAAAAACACAUAAUUCGUUUCAACCAACUGCAUUAAACGUAUAUGCAUGUUAUAAACUGUAGUUUAAUCGUUUUCUAACUGCAAAAAUUAUAUUAGACAAUUUUAAAAGUUAGGAAUUAAUUCUACUUAUCAGUUGGUUGAAUACCAAUUUCAAAAUAAGACAUGUUUCUCGGGUAUGGGAGGUUUUAAGUAACCAUGAAAUAUAGUAAAAUAAAGAAACAUAUUACUAAUCUAAUGAACAAUAUUCGUUAUAAAAUUAAAAAUUUAGGCCCGUUACACGCAAAAAAGAAAGGGGAACAGAAACAGCUUGAACAUGGGUUUGUAUAUCUAUAUAAAUGAGAAAGAGCAAGUUGUUCCUGUUUCUCAUAAACAUAUACAUACAAACCCAUGUUUAAGCUGUUCGUGUUCUCUGUUCUUUUUUUGCCUAUAACAGGCCUUACACAUUAUAAUUUCAAAGAUUAGAAGAAUAUUAUUUUUUAGUUACUGAAAAAUUAAAAAAUAUUAAUUUAAAUUAUUAUAUUAUAGUUUAAAAUUUUCCGAAAACUUCCUGAAAUAGGAGAGUAGCAGAGGUGUUCUGACUGCCCAUUGCAGUAUAUGUUCCACCGAUGAUGAACUUUACCGACUGGUAAUUGAGGUUGGUUAGGAGUUGAGAUGAAUUAACACGAGAAAGCCUGUUGUAUUGUCCAAACCAUUAUAUAACAGUAUAGGUGUACUGAUUAGUUUGUGGCGGUUCCCAAUUUCCUGAUGAGACGUCUUGAUUGCCCCUAUAAAAUCAGUGACAUUUAAGAGAACCGUAUAAUAUAUAUUUGGAAAAUAAUUACCUGGAAGCGAUUAUGCUUAUAAUAUAUGUAUACAAUCUAAGAUAUUCAUACGCUCAUUACUUAAAAAGAAAAAGUUCUUAUACAAGAAACAAUUGAAACAGUUUAAAUUUAAAAAGUUGCUUCACUCCUCCAUUUUUAUUUCCUUAUAAAAUAUUAACUCACCAUUUACUGGGCGAAUACUAAUGACAACUACCUAGUUUGUCAAGUAUAUUUUAAGCAUUGUAUGCUUUUCAAGGGAUCUAUGAUAAGAUCGUUAGUAGAUUUGCAGUAUUGUCCAUCGUUGAGCAGUAAUUAUGUAGACUUAAUGUUGACCACCGCCGUCGUUACCUCGACCCAUGGCGAGGUAAGCAUUACCUUACUCAUUUUUGCUUAUUGCAAUUUACAUUUGUGUAAACUGUGUACCUGGAAAAUAAAAUAACAGUUGAGACAAGAAAAACUGGCGUUGCACAUCUUUCAAAAUCAGUUUACCAAUGACUUCUCCAUAGUCACGUAGUCCCGCGCCUUUGAAAAAGGUUUAACCCAACCGUGCUCCGUUAUUCUCCGAUCAGAAGAAGACCGCAAAUCAAGUCCUCUGCUGAAUAGGAAAGUACGCAAAGAUCGCAUUGAAUAUUUUGACUUCGACGGAUAAUUGGACUCAUUUACCGGGGUCUUGAGACUUGAGAUUUAGCAGCUUCAAAUAUAUCAGCAGUUUAAAAAAAAAAUGAAUAUCCGUUGAUUACGGCCACUUACGUUUUUUACACACGUUUCAAGACUGCAACAUUUGAUUGACUUUCUGUAUGUAAAUAGGCCAUAGCUUUUUUCUUACUAUUCUGCAUACACCUUUGGCUAUUUGUACUCAGAAUAAACAAGAUAUUUCUAAGAAAGUAACGCGAAAUAAACGAGCCUGUCCAGCACAAUUAACCAUUUGUAAAAGUAAAACUACACUGAAAAAUAUACUUUGCAUUUAACGUUUUGUUUUUUUAACACCUGACUUAAUCGCAAUGUUCAUCAUUCGAAUGCUUUUAUUUUACAAAUAAUUUCUUGUACAAUAAAAAAAAGUAAAAUACAAAUGUGUUACCCCGUGUUGUUUUUUUUUAAUUAAAAAAGAUUAAAAGAUAUUUGAUUAUAAAAAAUAUAAACUAUUUAUUUAUACACUUGCACUGUUGUGUACAUCAGCCAACAUUGAAUUUUUACAUAUUUAUAAAAGUGAACCUGAUUUUGGAAAUGCGUAUGUAUUUUGUAGACCAGUGUGCAAAUAUUGUUUAAUUCUAAUAACUUUCACUUUAGAAAACAUAUGUACAGAAGAAAAGUGAAAGUUCAACCAUGGAUUGUAGAUAACCUAUUUUAAUUAUAAGGCACGAAUGUGAAACAAACCCAAUCCAGAAUCAUAUUUUUAUUUAUUAUUUUCUUCAUUUCGCUGAGUUUUAAUGUCAAAAAAUAAUAUUUAAAAUUUUUAUUCAGCUAUAUGCCAACGGUUUUUUAUGAUUUGCAUGAAAAAGAAUUGUACAUGCAUUAAAACUCGUGAACUCUAAUUACCGAUUGACUUUCGUAAUAAAAAAAUGUAUUAUUAGCUAAAAGAAACAUUCAACAUUCAUAUCAUUCUCGUAUAGCUGCACACUGCUUCGUUACUAUUUUGUAACGAAUCGCACCAAAAUUUCAAGUAAACAUUACGCGAAUAAAUUCUUUAUUCAUACUUGUUUAAAAUAUUAUCUUUUGUAGAUAUCAGUUAAAUUAAACGACUUUUUUAACUUUUGCAAUCUACUGAGAGAAGUUAUUUAAAGUCAUUUAAACCGACAAAUUAAUUUUCAUUAAUUCUUUUAUAUCAUGCAAAAUGUUUAAAUGUAUUUAAUUUUGUACAUAUCGUAUGUACCAUUUGAAUUUUUAUUUGACCAAUUACUUCUUUCAGUAGUUAUUUUUUUGUGAGAAUUCUAAAAUAUACUCAAUUACAUACGAUUUUUCAUACCAUAAGGUUUUAUGGUUACAAUAUUGUAUUUUGUUGACUGAGACCUUGUCUAAAAUAGCCCAAAAGUGAAUUUAAUGCAUCAUAAUAACUUUUAUUCAUUAAAAAAAAGGUAUAAGAAAUUUCGAAACAUAAAUAAACAUGUAACCAUUCGGAGUAUAGUAUAUAUUAACAUAUAUAAAAUUUUUUAAAAGCCAUUUACAUAUCUUAGAAAUGAAACAAGCUUCGAAUUUCAUACAAUAAAUAUUCGAAUAGCAUAUAAUAGACAAAGUCUGAAUCAACAUUAGAAAUAGAAAUGAUUUCAGAAUUCAAUUAAAUCGAUAUUUGUUAGAAGUCAAAAUUUGAUCAUCCAUCAAAUUGAUCUUCUACCAAAUAAAACGGUACAUUUUCAGUACAAAUAAAAGCAUAUAUUGUACAAAAAAAAAUCAAGUAUGCUUCUUAAUGUUCUUUUUUUUCAUUCGACAUCUAAUAAAUGCGUAUAGUAUAUGGCACAAAAUAUGAUAUUAAAUAAUAUGAUCAUCCAUACUAUUAUUAAUUUAUCUUUACGUCAUCAUAGUCGAAACCACGUUUGCCGCGCAAAUAGUGAAAAAUUUUAUCUAUAUCAAGAAAUGGUACAUUCAGUUGAAAUCUGAUGUUUUUAAGAAUGACAGAAAAACAGAGCAAAAAGUUUGAAUACCUAUGAUCGCGAACUUUCGAUUCCUAUUUCAUUCACACAUUUUUAUGAAAACACAAUAUUUGUCUUUCUUUAAAGUGAGUCUUCCCUAGGUCUUCCUUAUUUGAGAAUUAAAUUAAAAUCUUUUGGUCCAUUUUUUCUACCAUUCUUAAAAAUACAAGAUUUCAAUCUAAUCGCGCCCAGAAGCUAAUAUUCGCAAAUAGAUACAGUUAAAAGAGAAAAAAAUACUAGCUUUACAUUACUAAUCAAGCUAGUGUUCGUAAUGACCGAAUUUAUUUCGAACGGAAAUGUACAUUCUAUAAACAAUAAGUUUAUAAUUUGAUAAUAGACUAUCUAGUUUACACGACUGCAUUAUUCGUACAAUCGUAUUUUAGUAAUAUAAGCUUUCCUCGCUAAAUUUUACACGUGUCCGAUUCAAGGAUCAUUUUUUCACACGCGCAAUAUGUAUACAUUAUAUUAAUUUUAUUGCAAAUAAAGUUAUUUUAUUUUAGAAAACUAAAAUCACUUAUUCUUUUCAAAAACUUUUAUUAGUUUGUAUUUACAUCUUUUUAUUAGACCUUUAUCUUUAUUAAAGCAAAUGAAUUUAUAUUACUUUUUGUUUAGCUAAUAUUUAAAUUAAAAAAAAAUGUUGACAUCCCUUAUGUUAAUUUUUAAUCAAUAAAUUAUUGAUUGGAAUAAAAAUUGUGUUUUCU